AUGCGUGAAGUCAUCAGUCUGAACGUCGGCCAAGCCGGUUGCCAGAUCGCCAACAGCUGCUGGGAGCUGUACUGCCUUGAGCACGGCAUCCAGCCUGACGGCUACCUCACCGACGAGCGCAAGGCGGCCGAGGACGACCAUGGAUUCUCUACCUUCUUCUCCGAGACUGGCCAGGGCAAGUACGUCCCACGCACCAUCUACUGCGAUCUCGAGCCCAACGUUAUCGACGAGGUCCGCACCGGCACCUACCGCAGCCUCUUCCACCCUGAGCAGAUGAUCUCUGGCAAGGAGGAUGCCUCAAACAACUACGCACGUGGCCACUACACUGUCGGCAAGGAGCUCAUCGACCAAGUGCUGGACAAGGUUAGGCGUGUGGCGGACAACUGCUCUGGUCUCCAGGGCUUCCUCGUGUUCCACAGCUUCGGCGGUGGCACUGGGUCCGGCUUCGGUGCGCUGUUGAUGGAGCGUCUGUCGGUCGACUACGGCAAGAAGUGCAAGCUGGAGUUCUGCGUCUACCCAGCUCCUCAGGUCGCCACGUCCGUCGUUGAGCCGUACAACUCCAUCCUCACCACCCACACCACCCUCGAGCACAGCGACUGCUCGUUCAUGGUCGACAAUGACGCUAUCUACGACAUCUGCCGCCGCAACCUCGGUCUGGAGCGACCAAACUACGAGAACCUUAACCGCCUGAUUGCUCAGGUCGUCUCCUCCAUCACCGCCUCUCUCCGCUUUGACGGCUCGCUCAACGUCGACUUGAACGAGUUCCAGACCAACCUCGUCCCGUACCCACGCAUCCACUUCCCUCUCGUCGCCUACGCACCAAUCGUCUCUGCGGCCAAGGCUGCCCACGAGGCCAACAGCGUGCAGGAGAUCUCCAUGUCGUGCUUCGAGCCAAACAGCCAGAUGGUGAAGUGCGACCCGCGCAACGGCAAGUACAUGGCGACUUGCUUGCUCUACCGUGGUGACGUCGUCCCGGUGGAUGUCCAGCAGGCCGUGGCCACUCUCAAGACCAAGCGCACCAUUCAGUUCGUCGACUGGUGCCCGACUGGCUUCAAGAUCGGUAUCUGCUACCAGCCGCCACAGAUGGUCCCCAACGGCGAUCUCGCAAAGGUCAACCGCGCCGUGUGCAUGCUGUCCAACACCACCGCCAUCGCCGAGGCAUGGGCUUCGCUCUCGCACAAGUUCGAUCUUAUGUACAGCAAGCGCGCCUUCGUCCACUGGUACGUCGGUGAGGGUAUGGAGGAGGGUGAGUUCUCUGAGGCUCGCGAGGACCUGGCUGCACUCGAGCGUGACUACGAAGAGGUUGCUGCCGACUCUGCCGAGGGCGACGACGGUGCUGAGGCGGAGUACUAG
Molecule: messenger RNA, 1353 nt
Organism: Saxophila tyrrhenica
Lineage: Eukaryota; Fungi; Ascomycota; Dothideomycetes; Mycosphaerellales; Extremaceae
Gene: TUB1
Product: alpha-tubulin
Exons: 5
Coding region: 1-1353 (450 amino acids)
Biological process (GO): nuclear division; nuclear migration by microtubule mediated pushing forces; mitotic cell cycle
Cellular component (GO): cytoplasm; microtubule; spindle
Molecular function (GO): GTP binding; structural constituent of cytoskeleton
Source: RefSeq, a predicted model, not a curated record